AUGGAACCAAAGAAAAAAUUUUCGGGGUGGCGAGCUCAGGCCGCCUUCACCCUCGUCGCAGCCGCUCACCGCCGCCUGGCCGUUGUAACUGUCGCAUCACUCAGGGGACACUCCCAGGGGGGAACGCGACCCCCGGGGACCCUCCUAGGGACGGCAGCGCUCCCAGAGACCCUCCCAGGGGAGACGCCUCCCCCCAGGAACCCUACGAAGGGCCCCCAAGAGCCUUUUCGCAUGUUUGGUCGUAGUGUCAUAUUACAAACUUCCGGCAGUCCCUUACUUAACUAUGAUUGGUGGAAUAUUCUUUUUACCCACCAAUCAACAGCCAAUAGGAGAAGAGAGCACUCAGUCAGCACAACACCUUACAGGUCUAGCGCGUCCACGGCCCUCCCAGGGACAGCGGCGCUCCCAAGGAGCCCUCUAAGGGAAGGCGGCGCCCCCAGGGGCCUUGCCAGCGGCAGUGGCGCCCCCAAGGGCCCUGCCAUGGGCAGUGGCGCCGCCAUGAGCAGUGGCGCCAUCGGGGCCCCUGCCAGGGGCAGUGGUUCCCCAGGACCCCUAAGGGAAGGCGGCGCGCCAAGCGGCCCUGUUAGGGGCGUUCGCGCUCCGAGGGGCCCUGCUAGGGAAGGUGUUACCCCCAGGGGUUCUCACAGGUUCAGCGGCGCUCCCAGGGGCUUUCCCAGGGAAGUCAGCGUUCCCAGGGUCCCUCCCAGGGACAGCGGAGCCCUCAGGGGUCCUCUAACAGACAACGGUGGUUCCAGGGGCCUUCCCAGGGACGGUGGCGCCCCCAGGGGCUCACUCAGGGACACCCCGACCCCAGCAGCGCUCCCAGGGGCGUUGAUGCCCCCAGGGGGCCUGCCAAUAACGGUGGCGCCGCUCCGGGGCUCUUACAGGGUCAGCAGCUCCCCCAGGGGUUCACCCAGGGACAAUCGCGAUCCCAGGGGCCUUCCUAGGGACGGAGGCGGCGCCAGGGUCACGACACGGCACGGCAAUGCACUUUCCACUUAA
Molecule: messenger RNA, 1002 nt
Organism: Homarus americanus (American lobster)
Lineage: Eukaryota; Metazoa; Arthropoda; Malacostraca; Decapoda; Nephropidae
Product: skin secretory protein xP2-like
Exons: 2
Coding region: 1-1002 (333 amino acids)
Source: RefSeq, a predicted model, not a curated record